Messenger RNA from Fomitiporia mediterranea MF3/22, 1057 nucleotides. Its product is annotated as glycoside hydrolase. NCBI's taxonomy places the organism in Eukaryota, Fungi, Basidiomycota, Agaricomycetes, Hymenochaetales, Hymenochaetaceae. The coding region runs from base 1 to 954 and encodes 317 amino acids. The record is from RefSeq and is a predicted model, not a curated record. Gene Ontology annotation, cellular component: fungal-type cell wall. The transcript has 6 exons. Gene Ontology annotation, biological process: fungal-type cell wall polysaccharide metabolic process.
AUGCUGCGUCAAUUUAUCUCGUUACUCGUCUGUUUUGCCAUCGGUCAAGUCAAGUCACUUCCGCGUACUGGGCCUCAGCAAAGAGGUGUUACUUCUUCGUCUAAGGCUGGGUUGGCAUGGCCUAACGGAAACGCUGAUGAUAUUACGCAAUAUACGAGCACUGGCAAGGUUUCGUGGUACUAUACAUGGUCACCAAACCCUACGGGCGCAGAUUUGGAAUUCGUGCCGAUGCUUUGGGGGACAGACCAAAUCGAUGCGUUCACGUCUACAAUCAACAAGACAAUUACUAGCAAACAGGUUACUGCCGUCCUCGCAUUUAACGAGCCACAACAGCCUGCGCAGUCAAACCUCACGGUCGAAGAAGGCGCACAACUAUGGAAGACAUACAUCGAACCUCUAAAGGCACAAGGUCUACGUCUGGGUACACCUGCCCCAUCGAGUGCACCGAGUGGGAAGACCUGGAUACAAGGUUGGCUGAGUGCGUGUGCAGGAGGUUGCAAUCCAGAUUUCAUUGCCCUUCACUGGUACGACAUUAAUGCAACGCAGUUCCAGCUUUACCUCGAAGACUUCCACAACACGUUCAAUCUCCCUAUCUGGGUUACGGAAUGGGCUGAUCAGAAUUUCAAUAACGGACCACAACCUUCAUCUUCAGACGUCUUCUCAUUUCUAAACCAAACGCAAAGCUUCAUGGACGCGACGGAGUGGGUGGAGAGGUAUGCUUGGUAUGGCGUUAUGGAGAACCUGAACGGUGUUGACCCUGACAACGCAAUGAUGGACUCAAACGGGAAGAUCACAGCGCUGGGGAAACAAUACAUCGGCGAGACCUCAGGAGGUUCAAGCUCUGGCUCAGGCCCGACGAUAGUCGGUUCUGUACUUCCUCGUUCACUCAUACAAAGAACGACGUUGUUGCUGCUGUUUGCCUCACUACUCGCUACACUACUUCUGGCACUUUAGGACGUUCCAUACGACACUUCAAGAGUCUUCUUUUGCAUGGACACGUUGAACUACAAGAGACAAUAUGUAUACCCAGAGAUACCCAACCAACGAUUUCUUAUCC